Cyprinodon variegatus (sheepshead minnow) is the source of this 2321-nucleotide messenger RNA. RefSeq names its product ubiquitin carboxyl-terminal hydrolase 12-like (gene usp12b). The record is from RefSeq and is a predicted model, not a curated record. Gene Ontology annotation, molecular function: cysteine-type deubiquitinase activity; cysteine-type endopeptidase activity. The transcript has 10 exons. NCBI's taxonomy places the organism in Eukaryota, Metazoa, Chordata, Actinopteri, Cyprinodontiformes, Cyprinodontidae. Gene Ontology annotation, biological process: protein deubiquitination. The coding region runs from base 103 to 1245 and encodes 380 amino acids. Gene Ontology annotation, cellular component: nucleus; cytosol.
GGGGGAGCAGGCAGGUUCGACUCGCCCUCCCGGAACUCUCUGCAGCCGCAGCGGCUCUAAUCAUUUUAACACAGGGGUUCGGUCCAACAUGGCGGCGCACGGAUGGAAAUACUGAUGACAGUCCGAAAGAUCGCCUCGAUUUGUACGAUGGGCGCCAAUGCCUCUGCCUUGGAAAAGGAGAUCGGACCAGAACAGUUUCCUGUUAAUGAACACUACUUUGGAUUAGUCAAUUUUGGAAACACCUGCUAUUGUAACUCUGUGCUUCAGGCUCUAUAUUUCUGCCGACCGUUCAGAGAGAAGGUCCUGGCUUAUAAGGUGCAGCCUCGGCGGAAGGAGUCCCUCCUCACCUGCCUGGCGGACCUCUUCAACAGCAUCGCCACCCAGAAGAAGAAAGUCGGCGUCAUCCCUCCCAAGAAAUUUAUUUCCCGGCUAAGGAAGGAAAACGAGUUGUUCGACAACUACAUGCAGCAGGACGCCCACGAGUUCCUCAACUACCUCCUCAACACUAUCGCAGACCUCCUCCAGGAGGAGAAGGGCCAGGAGCGUCAGCAGAACGGAAAACUGGUGCAGAACGGGAGCGGAGGAGGAACAGGAGGAGGAGAGGGAGGAGAAAGCGAGGGUGGAAAGGAGACGCAGCAGACUUGGGUCCAUGAGAUCUUCCAGGGAACGCUGACCAACGAGACGCGCUGCCUCAACUGCGAAGCCGUGAGCAGUAAAGACGAAGACUUCCUGGAUCUAUCGGUGGACGUGGAGCAGAACACUUCAAUCACGCACUGUCUCAGGGGCUUCAGCAACACAGAGACGUUAUGCAGCGAGUAUAAAUACUACUGUGAGCAAUGCCGCAGCAAGCAGGAAGCCCAGAAAAGAAUGAGGGUAAAAAAGCUGCCGAUGAUCCUCGCCCUCCACCUAAAGAGAUUCAAGUACAUGGACCAGCUGCACCGCUACACCAAGCUGUCCUAUCGGGUCGUCUUCCCUCUGGAGCUUCGGCUUUUCAAUACGUCUGGGGACGCCACCAACCCCGACCGGAUGUACGACCUGGUCGCCGUGGUGGUACACUGUGGCAGCGGUCCCAACCGUGGACACUACAUCACUAUCGUCAAGAGCCACGGCUUCUGGCUGCUUUUUGAUGACGACAUUGUGGAGAAAAUCGACGCACAGGCGAUAGAGGAGUUCUACGGCCUGACGUCCGACAUCUCCAAGAACUCUGAGUCGGGUUACAUCCUGUUCUACCAGUCCAGAGACUGAAAAAAAAAAAAAAAAAUCCCCCCGGCAGACUGUCCAUCUGGCAGGACAGCCGCCGGCUGCCUCCAGUACGCUCCCACAAGUAUCCGGGCUUUAUUCCCUGCAGGCGGAGGUUUCGACGCGGAACGCCGCUGGGGGAAACUGGUCGAGGCGCAUGCGGGUUGCAGGCGCAGCCUCCAGGAUUUCGAAUCCUUUCAAGACCACACUGCAACAAGCACCUUAAGAGACAAAGAAACCCUCGCUCCGACACUCGCUUUGCACUGUGGCACCAGGACGGGUGAGGGGACUGUCCUGCUUCUCCUCGAGGCUGACGCCAUCAUGUUUCAUUAAAGGCUACAGAAGAAACUCGCUACAUUAGUGUCCCCACAGGGGUGGAAAAGCUCCGAAAAUACAAGCAGCAGCCGGGAGCACCGUUAGAAGUCCGGCAAGUCGCCUCAGACCCUCUGAGAUCAAAUGUAGGGUUAGAGAAUGAAUGUGUGAGUUGAGCACUGCGUUAAGAAGUAGUUUGCAAUGUUUAUAAAAAGGAUUUGGUGCUAGCAGCAAAGCAGUAUUGAAGUCAGAUGAUGAGAGGCAGCCACUGGAAGGGUGGGAAUACAUCUCUAAAAAAAGAGCACAGCUCCUUAUUUAUCUUAAAAGAACAAAAACAAAAAAAACAAUGAACUUUAUUUUAAAACGAUCAAUGAACAAGUGAAGUAAACUGACCAAAAAAAUUUGAUUUGCAGUAUCUAUAAUUUAAUUUUUUCAGUGUUUUCUUGGUUUCCUGUUUGGUUGUUUUUCUGCUCCUGCUUUUAGGAGCACAGAACAAGUUAUUUUUUAUUAAGCUACAGUUUUUGGUUUAGAUAAUCCAGACUAGUAAUGAGUCUUGGUGUGACAACUGAAAAAAAAGAGAAAGGAAUGAGGUGAUGUGCCAUUUGGCAGCAAGUUUGGUGUCAUUGUGGAGGAAAAUCUAAGAAAAGAAAAAACACCUUUUUUUCCAGCUCCUGAGAUUUAAGUUGAAUCCAGUAGGCGUUUUUAAAUCUAAAGUGACUGACAGACCUUUUCUCCUUCUGACCUCCAGACUGUCGCACUACAAGGAUUUU